ACACACACACACACACACACACACACACACACACAGACACAGACGGACACACAGACACAGUGUGAAAUGCAGUCUUUAUUCCAGACAGAUUACAGACAGACAAACAAAACACAGGCGUGUAUUAACUCUGAGGAGACGCUGGAUUGAUAAAGGAGCACUUUGAGCAAGAGUUCCAUCAUGGCGGCACCCCGCAUCUCUCGCUCUGGAGCCUUGGAGGAUUACUCUCUGUACAGUAGCCUGAGUGACGACGAGCUGCUGCAGCUCGCCAUCGAGCGCAGUCUGGAUGAAACAUCCUGCAACACUGCCCACGCCAUCACUGCUGCUCCUGCUACCGCACCUCUGCACCAACCUGACAGCAGCAGACAAUACCCUGCAGCCAGGAACACCAACCGAGCCAGCCACAGCUCCCGCAAUCUACUUGCAAACUACAGCUCCCACAAUCCACCUCCAGCCCAGACCGCUGUACACUACAGUUCUCCAAAUCCUCCCCGUGAACAGCCUCCUGAUCCGAAGACGUUUAAUGGGACAAUCAGUCGCUUUGUGACGGGUUCUGGGAAGCGAAUGGUGGCGUAUCGCAGGCCUGACGACACUGUGGUCUACGUGGGUCCGGAACCUGAAGAGGAGGAGGAGCCUCUAUUCCAAGCAAUCCGUGUUGGUGAUUCAAGCAGAGUGAAAGCGCUGACGAUGCAUGGAACAAACCUGAUGCUGCCGAGUAAACCGGGCUGGCUCGCCACCCACCAGGCGGCACUUUAUGGUCAGGACACCUGUCUGAGGAUACUGCUGUCAGCUCAGCAGGGGAUGCUCAACAAACAAACCAUGCGUGGUGAGACGGCGCUGAUGGUCGCCAUCGGCAAAGAGCGGCUGAAGUGUGUUCAGAUGCUGCUGGAAAACGGAGCGGACCCCAACAUCCCAAACAACGAAAAAGAGACUCCACUCUACAAAGCCUGUGAGAGGAACAGCGCUGCGAUGGUGGCGAUGUUGUUGAACCAUGGUGCGGUGGUGAACACUCGUUGUAUUCUGGGCUGGACGGCCCUGCAGGAGGCGGCGAAUCGAAACAACGUGGAGAUCUGUGAGAUGCUGCUGAAGGCUGGAGCCAAACACGAACUCACCAACGUGUACGGCAUCUCGCCAAUGUUUACUGCUGCUCAGACCGGGCAGAUCGCCACUCUGCGCUGCCUCCUCAAACACGGUGCAGACAUUAACAGUCAGGCUGCUGACGGAGCCACCGCUCUGUAUGAAGCUGCUAAAAAUGGACACGGACAAAUCGUGGAGCUUCUCCUCUCUCAGAACGCUGACGCCAACAAACCUGGAAAGACGGGGUUGUUACCGAUUCACAUCGCCGCCCAGAGAGGAAGUGAGAGUAUUGUCUCCAUGUUGAUACCAGCCACCAGUAAGGCCAGAGUCCGGCGGUCUGGCAUCAGCCCGCUCCACCAGGCCGCUGAACGUAACCGUGACGACGUCCUGGAGCUUUUGAUCAAGGCGGGCUUUGAUGUUAAUGCUCAGCUGUCUGAGGAUCGGUGUAAGCUGUACCAGGACCGCCGCAGCACGGCGCUCUACUUCUCCGUCAUCAACAACAACAUCGACGCUGUGCACAUGCUGCUGAAGGCCGGCGCCAACCCAAACCUGGACAUGUUUAGGCCGCUGAUGGUGGCGGCGAGGCAGGGCUGCAUCCAGACCGUCACCAUGCUAGUGGAGCACGGCGCCGACAUCAACGCCUCCAUCCCCACACACCCCACCACGUUCCCCGCUGUCUACAUGUUCUCCAUGAAGUACCUGUCCAUGUUCAAGUACCUGCUGGACCACGGAGGCCACGCCCUCCCCUGCUUCAACUGUCUCUACGGCAACGGACCUCAUCCACCAAUCAAAACCACUCGAUCAGACAGAGACUUCAACGAAGCCGACAGAGUCCCCCAGCAGAGCAGAGGAGUUCAGUUCUGUGAGAUGAUCUCGGCCCCGAGUAUCUGUCGGUGGGCGGGGCCAAUCAUCGACGUCCUGUUGGACUACGUUGGUAACGUGACACUCUGCUCCAGACUGAUGGAACACCUGGACAGUUACUCUGGCUGGAGCGUCAUCAAGGACAAAGCAGAACCUCCGCGGUCACUGUUGCAGCUUUGCCGGCUGCAGAUUCUGCAGCUGGUUGGACCUCGCCGUCUGAAGAGGUUGCCGCUGCCUGGAAGUCUGAUCCGCUUCCUGCAGCACCAGGAGAGACCUGACGAGGAGGACUGAAGGAAAUCCUGAUGUUUACUCUUCACUCAGCUGACUGAUGGAGGGUAUUGAUUAGUAUUAAUUAGUACUGAUUACUUGGGACAUUUAACAUGAUGAAAACAUGAAGAGACUGAGCGACUCCACACUGUUUCUUUUAAGAUGUUUCAGGAAGUAGUCUGUGACGCUUUUCUUGUCAUGAGUAGAUCCGGGAAUUCUACAACACAUCCAGGUGUUUCCAGGUGUUUCCAGGUGUUUCCAGGAGGCUUCAGUUCCCUCUUUAAUGGUGUAACUUUAAACAUAUAAGUUUUUUGUCAUUACGCAUCAUGACGUUGUUUAUCUGCAGUUUAAUUGUUUAUUUUAGGUGUAAAGAUGUGAUAAAGCUGUAAAAUAGAUUCUUUGCUACAAACUAAUAAAAUCUUAGUUCAUAA
This is a messenger RNA of Epinephelus fuscoguttatus (brown-marbled grouper), 2633 nucleotides long. RefSeq names its product ankyrin repeat and SOCS box protein 2-like. The transcript has 10 exons. Gene Ontology annotation, molecular function: protein binding. Gene Ontology annotation, biological process: intracellular signal transduction. Bases 178 to 2226 code for a protein of 682 amino acids. The record is from RefSeq and is a predicted model, not a curated record. Lineage: Eukaryota; Metazoa; Chordata; Actinopteri; Perciformes; Serranidae.